Molecule: messenger RNA, 735 nt
Organism: Helobdella robusta
Lineage: Eukaryota; Metazoa; Annelida; Clitellata; Rhynchobdellida; Glossiphoniidae
Exons: 2
Coding region: 1-735 (244 amino acids)
Source: RefSeq, a predicted model, not a curated record
AUGUCAGAAAUAAUGGAAGCAGACUACAUCGUAAGAAAUUUGUUAAUGAACAAUCUCAACAUAAAGUUAGUGGCUAUUGAUUUGGAUCGUACACUCCUCGAUACAAGUGUUGCCAGGCAUCCAUUCAUGGCAGCGAAAGAUGUGGCAAAGUACCAUGUAAAGGCAAUGUUUCGCAUUUUGGUACCAAUAAUUUUAGAUUCUCGCUUAGAAUGCUGCAUAGUGACUUAUACGUGGCAAACGAAGCUCAUUCGUAAUAUACUAUCCGCAGCUUUUCCUCACCAUGAUACGAGUCGUAUUAGAAUAGAGGGUCCCAAACAACCACUGCCUGGGCUUUAUUUAAUAGGAGAAAAAUUAUAUGGAAAAGAAAAAUAUUUGGAAACUAUUCUAUCAUUAAUAAAAGCUGAAAAAAAUCUUCAUAUUAAAAACGAUGAAAUAUUUUUGUUUGACGAUAGUCAGAAAAACAUAGAUGCAGCGAUAAAAAACAAUCAUUACUAUUAUAAAGUAACUGACCAAUCGUCAGUGCAAGAUUUAAGAAAGCACGUCGAACAUUUUAUAAGACAAAAAGAAAAUGUCUACAAGCCUGAAAAGGAUAUUGUUCAACCAUAUUUAAUCAACAAAGUGGCCAUCGAUAACUCUGUUAUCCAAACAAACAACGUGCCACAUCCACAAACAAUUUUUAUACAGCCUAAUAUUUUAAUUUUUCACUCUCUCUCUCAAGAUAAUACUCUUUUUUAA